Molecule: messenger RNA, 3106 nt
Organism: Mycetomoellerius zeteki
Lineage: Eukaryota; Metazoa; Arthropoda; Insecta; Hymenoptera; Formicidae
Gene: Fbw5
Product: F-box and WD repeat domain containing 5
Exons: 9
Coding region: 925-2952 (675 amino acids)
Biological process (GO): protein ubiquitination
Cellular component (GO): Cul4-RING E3 ubiquitin ligase complex; SCF ubiquitin ligase complex
Molecular function (GO): protein binding
Source: RefSeq, a predicted model, not a curated record
GACAAAGGAUAAUCUCAAUUAUUUAAAUGUGUUUCCAAGUGCAGUAAAGUGUGAGUAGGAUGAACGAAAUCCUAUUUUCGUUUGACGCUCACACACUUGCGAGCAUCGUUUGUCCUUAUUUAACAUUAGGUAAACAAAGAAUGAAACGAGCACGAGUGAUUGCGUGCUAUAUAAUCACAUAUAAUCUGAAAGGACAAGUUGAAGGCACUCUUCUAUCGUCAUCCGACGAUACACGGCAGAAAAAAAAAAAAAGAGCAAGUGAUUGCGAGCGUCAACUCGUCAAGUGGUGGAGCAUGCAGCCUCUACUUUCGUUUUAUAUAUUUGGACUUCUCGCUCUCUUUAUCUUCAAGGUCUAGUUACUAUACAUUUAGAGAGUGCAAGUAAAAGCAGAGGUAAAAGAAACUUAUAAGAAACAGUCUAGUCUAGCGACUCUCGUAGUGUCGUAAUCGCGAAGCGGGGAAACACACGUUCUCUUUUAGAAUAUCAGAACGUCAGGAAUAUCAGGACGUCAGGAAUAUCAGGAUCUCUCACAGAAAUCAGAGCAGAUCAGAGUCCAGAGAUUCGGAGAUUGAGAGGCAAUCAGGGCGUUCCGAAAUUCAUUGAAAGAUAACGUGGAAACUUUUCCGUUGACGGAACAUACGUCGGGCUGCGUCGGGCACGAUUGGCACGAAUACGUGCCGCUUGCUUCCGAGAUGCGACUCGUGCAACACAGCUCGUAUCGUAUUUUUACUGUGCGUGCAGGUGUUGCGCGACGCGGACGCGAAUGACUUGACGCGAUGCACUCGUUCGUGAACGGCCGCAGAGAGUGGCGAACUUCACUACGUGAAUUCUAACCUCGAUCGAAAACUCGCGUAUCCUUGACGUGACGACAGUGCGGUAGCUGACAGGUAUCAGCUGUUCCAGUAAAUAAACCGCGCGUCGACGAUGGACGACGUGGAGGACACCGCGCGAGACGACCGGCCGUCCGACGAGGACGUCAGCGAGUCGGACGACGGCAGCGAGUAUUCGUCGCGUAGCGAGGGUGAAUUCAACUGGUACGUUAUGUCGGACUCGAUUCUCCUGAGUAUCUUCCAGUACCUGACGCCGAGGGAAUUGUUGACCGCGGGCGAGGUGUGCCGAUCGUGGUUCAGAGUGUCGCGCGACGAGUUCCUGUGGAAGUAUUUAUUUUAUCGUACGUACAAGAUAGAUCCGGACGUCGGCAUCGUGCCAGGAAAAACCUCCUGGUUGGGAGAAUUCAAACGCUUGGCAUAUCACACUCCAUUGAUAGAAACUGAAGUUCUUAAAGAACAUUCACAUCAGGUCUUACACGUGAGCUUUUCUCAUAAUGGCAAAAUGUUUGCAACCUGUUCAAAAGAUGGAUAUAUUCUUGUAUGGCAAAGUCAGUAUCCUGUUACCAUAAAAUAUUGGCACGAUAUGAAGACAUUUAGUUGGAAAUAUACACAAUUUUCCCAGUUUAAUUGUACAGAUACGUUACUUCUUGUGUCUGGUGUCCAUUUUGGUACACCGCAUAGUACUUCGGGUGAAAUAGCAGUAUUCAGAGUAGCACCUGGUUUUGAUCUCCAGUGUAGAGUAGUGAAUAAGCCGUAUGACAUAUUUGGUACAUGGUACAGUGAACGUUACCUUUUAAGUGGAAAUCUACAUUGGUUGGCACAUUUGGUUAGUACUAGCGUAGUUUGGCUCAAUAAGGCAAAUCAGGAAUCAGCUAGCGAACAUGUGCCCAUUAUGACGCAACUCUUUAGGUUCUAUAACGGAAAUGCUUCCUCGAUUAGGGCGAUUAUGGUUGCAAAUUGUUUAGCAUCUGCUCCAGCUGAAUCCACAGAACAACAGAGCCAACCAUCUUCCUCAAAUACAAAGGAAGAAAAAGGAAAUCCACCAAGCCACAAGGAUUUGUUGUCUCCUUCAGGCGAAUCUAAUAGCUCGCAAAGUCAAGAAGAACCAAUAUACUACAUUUCAUCAUCAAAAAUACAAUAUAGUAAAUUAGAAGGUGCAUUUUCGAAUUGGAGGAAACUUGGUGAUGGUUUUGAAUAUGCUAGUCCUAUACAAUACAAUCAGGAAUAUAGGCAGGUUGAGAUGCAGAAGAAGGCACACGAAAGCGAUAGCGAAAGUGAGAAUCCGCAAUGGGAGGAGGAGAGCGAGUCUGGAGAAUCUUCAAUAACCGAAGAAUGUGAUACAGACGAGUUAGCCAGUAAUCCCGAAAAACUUCUUAUCUUUACGACUGGUUCGAAAACAUAUACUCCGCAUAAAGUUGGUUUUAAGAGGAUCAAAUUAGUUACUUUCCCACGAAGAUUGGAUCCAGGACCAUCGCUGCGUGAGAGAAUAGCUCAACAAAAGAGGGAACGAGAGAGACAGAAUACUCCAUCAGUAGAAGAUUGGUUAAAUUAUGAAUCUGUGGCAGACAAAUUCGAUAAAAUAGAUCAUUUAAUUGAUCUUCAUGGCCAUAUUAUUGGAAUGGGACUUUCUCCUGAUCAUAGAUAUCUUUAUGUAAAUUCGAGGCCGUGGCCGAAGGGUUACGUUAUUACCAAUCCCUUACAACCACCGCCGAUAGCUCAAGAAAUCGAUAUCCAUGUAAUCGACUUGGUAACGCUGAAACAAGUUGGCACGAUGUUAAGAGCACACAAAGCAUAUACGCCUAAUAACGAAUGUUUCUUUAUAUUUCUGGAUGUAUGUAAUGAAUACGUAGCAAGUGGUGCAGAAGAUAAACACGGUUAUUUAUGGGAUAGACAUUAUGGAAUCUGCUUAGCAAAAUUUCCCCAUAGUGAUGUAGUUAAUUCAGUGGCUUUUAAUCCACGCGAUCCUGAGAUGUUAGUUACAACUAGUGAUGACUAUACAGUUAAAAUAUGGCGAAGUCGGGCUAUGGUGAAGGCUUUAGAUUUAGAUGAAAAGUCUUAUCGUAGGGGGAUGGAAGUGCGAAAAAGACAUAAAUAUCAGAAAUGCGGCACUAAUGUUGACUGAUUAAAAACUAUUAAAUUUCUAAUUUAAACAUUUAUUUUUACAAGAUCUUAGAGAUAUAUUUUACACUUAAGUUUUAAUAUAUACUAUACAAAAUCGUCCAGAAUACUAUUAUUGCAUAAAAGCACAAAUAUAAUAAGAAUAUAUUUUUUGAUUA